AUGGCUGUUUCCUUUUCUCGACUCUCCAUGAGUGACAGCUCGUCAGAGAACGACGAGUCUGACCGACUCAUGGAGAAAGGUGGCUCGGUCGAAUCACUCUUGCCAACAACAAGAAAUAAUGUACCAAAGGGCUUCACUUGGGGAAGAUUGUACUCCCUUGUACUUCACUUACUAUGUGUUGGCUUGAUAGUUGCCCUCUGGAUGGGCCGUCAAGAAAGGUCGUACGCUGCGGCUCUUCGCGGACGUAGUUGGUCUCCUGCCGCAAAAUAUGUUGAAUAUGAAGUCAAUGAAGAUCACCCUAUGGGCUAUCACGAAGUCAACAAGUAUGCCGGGCCUCCAGACGCAGCUCAAGACGCGGCGUGGGACGCCCUGAUUAGGCCCGUCUAUUUCAACGCAAGUGUCGAAGAACUGAAAACGGCGGGAGAGUCAUUUGAAAACAUUGCCGAGUUGACUGGUGGCGGCUAUCCUGCCAGCCUCGGCGUCUAUCACGAACUACACUGUGUGCGGCAACUGCGCUUCUGGCUUUACCGCGACUACUACUACCCAAACCUCACCAAGGCAGAAGAUGAAUACCUCCACACCCAUCUCGAUCAUUGCACAGAAACCCUCCGCCUAGCCAUCAUGUGUCACGGCGAUACAGGGAUGUAUACGUUCGCUUGGAUGGAUCCCAAAGCACCCAAGCCGAUGACGCAGACAAACUCCAAGUUGGCCUGUGUAAAAUGGAGCUCCAUCGAAGAUUAUGCCCGCACUAGAAUGAUACCGACGCAUCCUUCUCUGAUUCACCCAUCAGGUAGUUCCAAUUAA
Messenger RNA from Trichoderma virens Gv29-8, 804 nucleotides. RefSeq lists its product as uncharacterized. NCBI's taxonomy places the organism in Eukaryota, Fungi, Ascomycota, Sordariomycetes, Hypocreales, Hypocreaceae. The transcript is spliced from 5 exons. The record is from RefSeq and is a predicted model, not a curated record. Bases 1 to 804 code for a protein of 267 amino acids. Gene Ontology annotation, biological process: mycotoxin biosynthetic process.